GCAUUUGUAAAGAAAACAGCAAACUGCAAGGAGGUACGAAUAUUUUUUGAAAAGUAUUCGGUAUUCGGUUACUCGGUAUCUAGUUGGUCAAUAUCCAAGUGUUCUGAAUUAAAAAAAAUCGCUAAAUAUUUUUCAUUUAAUACAACUUAAGUGCGGUGCAAAGCAACACUGUUGGCAAGAUACAACGAGGCCAAUAGAAUUUGGAUAAAGCGAAAAAAACUAUUCAUAAAUUCUAUGCUGAAUCGUAGUUUAUUAUCGUUUCGUCUUACCGCGUACCGUGUGUCGUGCAAAGAAAUUGUUUAAUUAUUGUCUCAGAUUUAAGCAAAGCAUUUGUUUGCCAACAAAACAAUUAUACGCAACAGAAACACGUUUAAGCAUCUCAAUAACAAAAAAUAAAGCAAUAUAUGACGCGUCCACCGAAUCCACUCCCCUUCAGUGAAAAAAUUCAGAAAAUAUUAACAAAAAAGAGAGAAGACGAGUAGAAAAAAAGGCCAGCGAAAAACGACAACGUCUUCAUCAUUUGUUCAUUUGUAGUGCAAAAAGAAAUAAAUUGGUUCAGAUUUUGUUGGAAACUAAUCCAUCAUAAUUGUGAAAUUCAACUGAUAAGGGUGCAUUUUAUUGAAGUGCAAUCUUAGAAUUUCAUUAAACCUGUUUAUCCAGACAGCGAGGCAGAAAAUUGAAAUCGUCAAGCUCGUGGAUACAAAAUAAACGGCAUUUUCCCGCCUUAUCAAGAUACCCUACUACCUAUAGUUCAUUGUGAAACUCGGUUUUAUAUUUAAUAGAUUAACACAUGUGGGGCAAGAUAAUUGCCCGUCCAUAGUCCGUUACAUAUAUUUUAUUCCUGGGCUUGUAUUUAGCAAACAGGAGCCAUUAUAUCUUCUGGCGAAGAAAAGUUGAUUUUGACCUGCGGUGUUUGUUUUCUGGAAUUUCAACCCUUAUUAUUCAACAUAAGCCAAAACGACGCGACGCGCGAAAAUGGCCAAAAUGGAAGUCGACGAUGUCGUCGACUUAAGUUUAGGCACUGGGCGAGAUCCCGCUUUAACUAUAACACCGGCAACAGUUAGGGAUCUGAGGGCCCUCACACAAAAUUCCGGACUAACAAUAACACCAGCCCCACCACCAUCCACCUCACCAUCUACAACGAGUACUGCACAUGGUAACUCUUCACCAGCAGCAAAUCUAGCCACGGGCAGCAUAACAGGGAGUAGUAGUGGGGGUGGUGGAGGAGGAGGAGGAGGAGGAAGCAAUAGCAACAGCAAUUCCACAAGCACACCUACAACUAAUAACAUAUCAACAACCAUAACAAGUGUUGAUCCCUCCGCCACCAAUUCCAACAGUAACAAUAGCACUAAUAACAACAAUACAUCAACACCAACAACGAACUCAUCUAAUGCUCCCAGCACCAAUGCAAAUCCCGAGGAAAAUAAGGUGCAAAGACGUGUCCUACGACCGCGCACUGAGCCCAAGUCAUAUGCCGAAGCGCCCGAUAUUGUUUUGCUGCCCGCUCGCAUGAAUGGUGGACGCCAGCAAAAUGGCAAUAUCGAUUCGGAAACGGAUGAUGAGGAAAUGCCCCCAUACGUGCCCAUAAAAGAAUUGACACCCGCCGAAUUAAAAGAACGUGAAAAUGGUUUACGUAUCCUAAGGGAUGAUUUGCGCAAUGAAGAAACAAAAUUGGUAUUGCUUAAGAAGCUAAAGCAAUCGCAGCAUGUGAUGAAGGAGAACAUUGUUGUGACACCAACUAGUGUAUCGCCCACUAACCCAUUGGCCGCCAUACCGGCUGCUCUAACAUCGAAGGGAGCUUUGAGUGUAACGCCGACAACGGCCGUGCCAUUGCCGGUACAUGCAAAAAGUUCGCGUUCCAAUAACAGUAGUAAUAUAACUUCAUCGGUUAGCAUAAGUGCCACCAACAGCCGUUCGAAUAUAAACACUUCAUCUUCCGUAUCCACAUCUUCUCCUCACCGCUCCAAUAGCAUUAGCAACAGUAACAGUAGCAUUAGCAACAACAACAUUAACAUCAACAUCAAUAGCAACAACAAUAAUAGCAAUUCUAUACUGCCUCCACCGCGUUCAUCAUUGCCGGGCGGUGCAACAUUAACGGCAGGCGGUUCCUCCUCUUCCAUUAGCAUUCAAGCGACAACAUCGUCAUCACUAUCAUCGUCACGUUCGUCCAGUGUACUGCCGCCACGUACCAAUUUACCGAAUCUCACCAUAACGCCAUCGGUGACUAUAACACCCACAUCGGCUCCACCAUCAGGACUUAAAUCACGCAAUCAGCCUAAUGUUUCGGAUAAUUCUAAGGUACCUAAUACUAUCAACAACUCGGUAUCUAUAACACCAGCGCCACCGUUGUCAACACAAAACCAAUCACAUAAUGAUCUAAAGAAUGAUCGCGUGAAUUCCCGCGAAGAUGUACAAACACCAGCUCAAAGGCAAGCAGCUGCCAAGUUGGCUUUAAGGAAGCAAUUGGAGAAAACUUUACUCCAGAUUCCCCCUCCUAAACCACCACCACCAGAGAUGCACUUUAUACCAAAUCCCAGCAAUACGGAAUUUGUUUACCUGCUUGGCCUCGAGACUGUGGUAGAUUAUUUGACAACCAACAAGAAGGCGAAUGCUGUUGCACCACCAUUUCGUUGUGCUCAGUGUAAGAUUGAUUUUACACCGGUUUGGAAAUGGGAAAAACAAGGUAACAAAGAACCAAAAGUUAUAUGCGAACAAUGUGUUACGUCUAAUGUUAAGAAAGCUUUGAAAGCUGAACACACCAAUCGACUGAAACAAGCCUUUGUUAAGGCUUUGCAACAAGAACAAGAAAUCGAACAACGUUUGGCUACCCAAAGUAGUCCUUCGCCGGUGGAUGCCCAUUUAAUAGCUUCCAUUUCAUCUGGGAACCAAUCACAGAGCCAGUCUCAGCAGCAAUCCAUGGCCCAUCAAUCUCAGCCACAGAUGGCACAUGCCGCCUCAACGGCGGCGGCUCUUGUAAAUCUGCCGCCAUCGGUAACUGUAAUACCCACCAAAUGUCAAACACCAACGCCUAGUAUAACGCCGCGUCCAACACCGCCUCCAGCAAAUCAACCAACACCGCCACCACCACCUCCCACAACGCCAAGGUCAUCGCGUGUCUCCAUAUCGCAUGUAUCUCAGCCCAGCCCUAGUACACCAACACCAAGUCAAAUGCAUCACCAUCAUCAACAGCAACAGCAUCAGCAACAUCAACAGCAACAGCAACAUCAGCAGCAACAGCAUCAGCGCGAAAGGGAGCGUGAACGUGAACGAGAGAGGGAAAGAGAACGCGAGCGUGAGCGCGAAAGGGAGCGUGAGCGUGAGCGCGAACGAGAUCACCACCGUGCUGAGCAGCAACAACAAAGAGCGGCAGCCGAGCAACAACAACAGCAACAACAACAGCAGCAGCAACAGCAACAAUAUGAAAAAUAUUCAGCCGCAGCCUUGGCGGCCGCAGCUCAAUUGGGUGCUCUCGGCUUGCCGAGUCUUAACAAUUUAGCCGGUCUAGGUGGUCUUGGUAAUUUGGGUAACCUUGGAAAUUUAGGACAAUUGGGUAAUUUGGCAGCAUUAGGUGGUUUAGCAAAUCUAGGAGCUGCUGCAGCAGCAUCCGCAUCAAAUCCCGCUGCAGCGGCAGCAGCCGCAAAUCUAGGUGCUCAUAGCAACAAUAAUCCAGCUGCAGCUGCUGCUAUGCAAGCUUUUCAACAGCAAAUUUUCAGAGCUUUGGGUCAAGGUCUGGCGACAAAUCCACAACAUAUGAUGCAAUUCACUCCAUUAUUAUACUCCUAUCAAAUGGCUAUGGCACAAGCUGCUCAAGUAGCAGCUUAUACAAAUAAAAGUAAAUCUUCAUCAUCAACUUCCUCCUCUGCUUCAACAUCAAAAGCUCAGACGCCUUCUUUGGCGGAUAUACAACGAGCCGCUGAAUUGCAGCGACAAUAUUUAUUAGAGAUGAUACCACCGCCAGCACCAGGACCUAGUAAUAGUCGUCAAAAUAACUGGAAGACAUAAGUUUCGAAACAAAAACAAAAACAUUUGAACUUUAAAGCAAUGCAAGCAUUGCCUCUAAGCAUGCUUUUGAAAUAAUUUUUUUAGUUUUUUUUUUUUUGCUUGGCAAAAUUUCCACAACUGACACAGUUGGCGAGCUAAAAGACAAAAUGACAUUUUCGAAAAUAUUAAAUUAAUAUUAAUUAUUUCCAUCCAUCUGAAGUAAAUUGUCUUAAAGUUAAAUAAUUUAAUUCUUAACUGGCUAUUAAGGCUCGCUCGCUCGCACGCUUGAUUUAUGGCAAAUCUCCCUCCCUCCCCUGUUAAUGCCGACAGAGUUGUACUCUAUAACGUAACAAAUGGAAUAAUUUUCAGUUAUAGUAAAAUAAUUUAAAAAUUUAAUUAGAAGAAGAAAAAACAAUCCUAUUUCUUA
Molecule: messenger RNA, 4408 nt
Organism: Stomoxys calcitrans (stable fly)
Lineage: Eukaryota; Metazoa; Arthropoda; Insecta; Diptera; Muscidae
Gene: simj
Product: mucin-2
Exons: 11
Coding region: 976-4002 (1008 amino acids)
Biological process (GO): negative regulation of transcription by RNA polymerase II
Cellular component (GO): NuRD complex
Source: RefSeq, a predicted model, not a curated record